AUGAGCACUAUCAACGAGAUUCGCUGGAAGACGGACGAGCUGGAUGUCUUGUUGACCAUUGGAGAUGACCAGGUAGUCCGCCUGAGGAGUAUUCUUCCGCAUGGUGAGGCUGUCGAGAAGCACAGUUCUCCUUACUUCUCCGACCCGUCUAUCCCACUCCAUCAAGUCCGGCUUGUGGGCGAGGGCAAUCUCAAGCACCGAACAGCGAGGAGUCUCAUACAGAGCUACGUGACUUUGCGACUCAAGUAUCAGAGCCACAAAGAAUCUACCGAGGACGAUGCCAAGGUUCUCGAGGUGACAUCUCAUGACGACGAGUCUAAGAUUACAGUGACUGCUCGCCUGGUGGUCUUUGCCGGUAUUCCUCUGCUGCGUUCCACAACAUCCGUCAAGAACGAGGGCAACUCCGAUGUUGUUCUUACACAGGCCAGCUCUUUGACAGUGGGCGGGCUGACGGCGCGAACGAGGAAGUGGUGGCAGGACUGGGUGAUAGCUCUGCCCACCAACUCGUGGUUCCGUGAAGCUCAGUGGAAAGAGCAGUCACUACCAGAUGUCGGCGUGGAUGACUUUGGAGUCGUCGACUUGCCCGAUGGUCACGUUACAACGCACGCCAGCUACUCGGUUUCAAGCCACGGCAGCUUCUCCACCGGGACCUACUUGCCCCUUGGAGCAUUGAAGCGAAAGGACGGCAAAGAGACCUGGCUCUGGUCGAUUGAAAACAAUGGCUCCUGGAGGUGGGAAAUUGGUGAUUACCUUGACAGCGUCUAUGUUUCGGCAACUGGUCCUACCAACCACGAUCACGCGUGGAAGGAGAAGCUCGCUCCCGGACAGUCCUUCAAUUCCGCUCCGUCCACUAUGGUCCAUGUACUAGACGACUACCAGUCAGCAUUCGAAAUCCUCACGCAGUACCGACGGCGGAUCAGGAGGAAGCACAAAGAUAACCUCAACUUGCCCAUCAUCUUCAACGACUACAUGAACUGUCUCAUGGGCGAUCCCGAUGAGAACAAGAUCAAGUCGCUCUUAGAGGCGGUACUCAAAACUGGCGCCGAAUACUUUGUCAUCGACUGCGGCUGGUACGCAGACGACAGCAACUGGUGGGACGAUGUAGGCGAGUGGGAACCGUCAAAGAAGCGCUUCCCUUCCGGUUUCAAGGAGCUACUGAACCACAUUAAAUCGAAGGGCCUAGUACCGGGCCUGUGGCUCGAGCCAGAGGUCGUCGGCGUCCGCAGCGUGGUCGCGAAGCAACUGCCGGAAGAAGCCUUCUUUCAAGAAAACGGUCAAAGGGUCGUCGAGAAGGGCCGCUUCCAGCUCGACUUCCGCCACCCGGCUGUGAUCGAGCGCAUGGACAAGAUCGUCGACAAACUAGUCUUGGAAUAUGGCGCCGGCUACUUCAAGUUCGACUACAACAUCGACGUCAUCCAAGGCACCGACGUCGACACCUUCAGCCCCGGCGCAGCGGCACUCGGACACAACCGCGCCUACCUCCAAUGGGUGAACGGGCUAUUCGACCGGCACCCAGAUCUGGUCAUUGAGAGCUGCUCGAGUGGCGCCCAGCGCAUGGAGUACGCCAUGCUGGCUACGCACUCCCUACAGUCGACCAGCGACCAGCAGGACCCUGUGCGCUACGCCGCCAUCGCGGCCGCUAUCCCCACGGCCGUCACGCCCGAGCAGGGCGCCACAUGGGCCUACCCGCAGAACAACUGGAGCGACGAAAUCAACGCCAUGACCGUCGUCAACAGCCUGCUGGGCCGCAUCCACCUCAGCGGCACCCUCGACCGGCUGAGCGACGACCAGAUGGCGCUGAUCCGCGAUGGCAUGGACGUAUACAAGACCAUCCGGAGCGACAUCAAGGACGGCAUCCCCUUCUGGCCACUGGGCCUGCCGCACUGGCACAGCGAGUGGCUCGCGCUCGGGUUGGCGACGCCCAGCAACGGCAUACUCCUCGCGGUCUGGCGCCGCGGCGGCGGGGCGGAUACGGUCGCGCUGCCCAUCGCGGAGCUGAAGGGGCAGGCGGGCGUCAAAGUCGAGCUGCUGUAUCCCAGCAAGUUCCAGGCUGAUUUCGGGUGGAUGGAGAACGAGGGGGCGCUGUCGCUUCGGCUGGAGUCGGAGACGGCGGCGCGGUUGUUCCGUUUGGGCGUGUGA
Molecule: messenger RNA, 2139 nt
Organism: Cyphellophora europaea CBS 101466
Lineage: Eukaryota; Fungi; Ascomycota; Eurotiomycetes; Chaetothyriales; Cyphellophoraceae
Exons: 1
Coding region: 1-2139 (712 amino acids)
Biological process (GO): carbohydrate catabolic process
Molecular function (GO): alpha-galactosidase activity
Source: RefSeq, a predicted model, not a curated record